This is a messenger RNA of Trichoplax adhaerens, 2033 nucleotides long. RefSeq lists its product as hypothetical. The record is from RefSeq and is a predicted model, not a curated record. The transcript has 22 exons. Gene Ontology annotation, cellular component: cytoplasm; protein phosphatase type 2A complex. The coding region runs from base 1 to 1785 and encodes 594 amino acids. Gene Ontology annotation, molecular function: protein binding; protein phosphatase regulator activity. Gene Ontology annotation, biological process: protein dephosphorylation. NCBI's taxonomy places the organism in Eukaryota, Metazoa, Placozoa, Uniplacotomia, Trichoplacea, Trichoplacidae.
AUGGCCGAUGGAAAUGUCGAAGACAGCAUUUAUCCUAUUGCUGUUUUAAUUGAUGAACUACGUAAUGAAGAUGUUGCAUUGAGACUUAACUCCAUCAAGAAAUUAUCUACUAUUGCUUUAGCGUUAGGUGUAGAAAGAACUAGGAAUGAACUUAUACCUUUUUUAACUGAUACUAUUUACGAUGAGGAUGAAGUCUUGUUAGCCUUGGCGGAGCAACUUGGAAAUUUUACUCCAUUAGUAGGUGGAUCAGAUCACGUCUACGUGCUUCUCGCUCCAUUGGAAAGUCUAGCAACCGUUGAAGAAACAGUUGUUCGAGAUAAAGCUGUUGAAUCUUUAAGAAAUAUUGCUGUUGAACAUAAGCCCAAGGAUUUAGAAUCACAUUUUGUACCACUAGUAAAGAGGUUGUCACAAGGAGAUUGGUUUACGUCUAGAACUUCAGCUUGUGGAUUGUUUUCAGUUUGCUAUUCUCGCGUCAAUCCGAAUGUUAAGAGUGAACUCAGGAACCACUACAAGAUGCUUUGUAAUGAUGAUACGCCAAUGGUACGAAGAGCUGCUGCUGGAAAACUAGGUGAAUUUGCAAAAGUAUGCGAAAGCGAUCAAGUAAAGGCUGAUCUUAUACCUUCUUUCACUGCUCUUGCUGGUGAUGAUCAGGAUUCUGUGCGAUUGUUAACUGUCGAAGCUAGUAUUGCAAUUGCUAGUUUACUCAACACUAGCGAAAUUGAAGAAUUGUUAAUGCCUACUAUUCGAGCAAUUAUGCAGGAUAAAUCUUGGCGUGUCCGUUACAUGGUAGCUGACAAGUUUACUCAGUUGCAAAAGGCUGUAAAGUUUGACAUUACUAAAAAUGACUUGGUCAAUGCCUACCAUCACUUGCUGCGCGAUGCUGAAGCUGAAGUUAGAGCCGCUGCAGCUCACAAAGUCAAAGAUUUUUGUGAUGCCUUGCCAAAAGAUUGCCAAGAGCAAAUCUUAAUGAAUAGCAUCUUGCCAUGUGUCAAGGAAUUGGUAAAUGAUCCUAAUCAGCAUGUAAAAUCUGCAUUGGCUUCUACAAUUAUGGGCCUGUCAGCUAUUUUAGGCAGAGAUGGAACCAUUGAACACUUGCUACCCCUUUUCCUUACGCAAUUAAAAGAUGAGUGUCCUGAAGUGCGUCUAAAUAUAAUUUCAAACCUAGAAUGCGUAAAUAAAGUCAUUGGAGUAAGCCAACUUUCCCAGUCGUUACUUCCUGCAAUUGUUGACUUAGCGGAAGAUUCUAAAUGGCGUGUUCGCUUAGCUAUUAUAGAAUAUAUACCUUUACUGGCCGGCCAACUGGGUAUUGACUUUUUUAACGAAAAAUUGAAUAACUUAUGCAUGACCUGGCUAUCUGAUAGUGUUUAUGCAAUUCGUGAGGCUGCUACGAAAAAUUUGAAGAAAUUAGUGGAAGAGUUUGGCAAAGAGUGGGCACAGAAUACACUGAUGCCGAAGGUUUUGAAUAUGUCGAGAAAUCAGAAUUACUUACAUCGUUUGACUACACUAUUUGCUAUUAACGUGUUAGCGGAUGUAUGUGGUAAAGAUAUCACCUCGAAAACAAUGUUACCUGUUCUUAUCAAUAUGGGAAGCGAUAGCGUUCCCAACGUUCGUUUUAAUAUUGCCAAGACUUUACUUCAGUUGGAGCCACACUUGGAAGAUAGCGAAUUGCAGUCUAAAGUGAAGCCCUGCCUAGAGAAAUUGAUAACCGAUACUGAUGUUGACGUGAGAUACUUUGCUACGGAAGCAAUAGAUGGUAUAAAACAGGCGCGUGGUAACACUUGGUGAGAAGCGACCAAAUCCAGGAUUGUAUGUAAUUUACAUUUAAUUUUUACUUUUAUGCUGUUAGGAUGACUUACCGUCUCUUGCGUAACCUUCAGCACAACCUGUAUAAGUGUGAUCAUAGUAGAGAAUAGUAACAAUUACUUCAUUACGAUUGCUUUGGUUUUAGUAUGUUACAAGGCCAAUUACUAUGUUUCCGUAACCUAUUAUCCAUUAAGAUUAAGCUAACAAAUCGGAGCUAAAAUUUAGCGUAG